Glycine soja is the source of this 2177-nucleotide messenger RNA. RefSeq names its product protein PNS1-like. The record is from RefSeq and is a predicted model, not a curated record. Gene Ontology annotation, molecular function: transmembrane transporter activity. Lineage: Eukaryota; Viridiplantae; Streptophyta; Magnoliopsida; Fabales; Fabaceae. The transcript is spliced from 3 exons. Gene Ontology annotation, biological process: transmembrane transport. Gene Ontology annotation, cellular component: membrane. The coding region runs from base 486 to 1898 and encodes 470 amino acids.
CUCUAUACUUCAAAUAUUAGUCUUAUGACUUUGAGAAUAUAUUGAUUCCAGAAAGAAAAAAAAAAAAAACCCUAUUGUAUUUCAGCACGUCACCAUGUACCUGGAGUCCACAUCACCAUGCCACGUCAUCAAUCACACACCAGUGACCAACCGAAACACAAAAUCUGCACUACCCCACUACUACUCCAUUCAGAAGUAUUUGAACAUGCUGCACUAAAAAGAAAGAAGAAAAAAAAUGAAUUGAGAGAAAAACGAGGACUGAGUCAGUUGCUUGUGUAGCAAGUGUGGUGUGAAAUUGUGAAUAUUGACUUCGAUUAGAGAGCAACAAGACUUGAGUAAUAUUAAUAUUGUAUGGUUUCUUAGACAAGAUUUGAAGAGUUUUCCAUCUGGGCCAAGAAAGUGAAAGAAAAUCAUAAGAAACUCUUUGUGAGGAGAUUGAAAAUUGUGAAUGCAUCUCAAAUAGAUCAAUAGCAUAGUCAUUGGCCAUGUUGAACAACUCUGAUACCACCACACCACCUCCACAGAUCAUCCAAAUCCCACCACAAGUUCCACAGCAAAGGCUUUCAUUCUCGGUCCCCAUCAAGGCACAAGUUUCAAGCUUUCCUAACACAACAACAGUGGCGGCUCAAACAGCAAGAAGGGUCUUCAAGAUUCUCUUCUACUUGCAUUUGUUCCUAGUUGCAGCCUUGGUGACUUUCCUUACCAUAUAUGGUCUUGUCUCUGAUUCUCACACCCACCAUUUCCACCCCAAGAAAUGGUACCCUCCACUUCUUGCAUCAACAGCAUGUGCUGGAAUUGUUGGUUUCACAUGGCAAUGGAUCACUGCAAGCCACUCCACAAGGGUGGUUAGGUUGGUAUUUUGGCUUAGUCCCCUUCUAACAUGUGCAAUGGGAAUUAUGUUUGUGUGCAUUGGCACUGCAGUGAGUCUGGCAGUUGGUGUAAUUGCUUUGGUUUGUGCAUUAGUUCAAUCCCUCUAUUUUUGUUGGGUCAAUCCUAGAUUUGAAUAUGCCACAAAAAUCUUGUCAGUUUCAGUAGCUUUUCCUCCAAACAGAACCCAGGGGCUAACCCUUUACUCAAUCCUCAUUGGAAUCCUUUAUUGCUGUUUUCUGUUGGCUGGGAUUGGAGGGGCUAGAGCAAUUGAAAACAGAACCCAACUAGCAGAAUUUUUCAUCUUCUUGAUCUUGCUGAGCCUAGGGUGGACUAUGCAGUUUCUGAAGAAUGCAAUGUAUGUCACUAUUUCAAGGGUCAAGUACAUGCAUUUUGCAGGAGGAGUUGACAUGGACACUAGAGUGGCAGUUUGUGACACAAUCAAGCACUUAACUGGAAGUGUUUCCAUGGGCUCCAUCCUCGUUCCCGUCAUUGUGCUCUUCCGGGGUUUUGCACGAACCACGAGUCUGGUUGGAGGAGACACAGAUGAAUUCAUGUUUUCCUGUGUUAGCUGCUAUAUGGGGGUAGCAUCUCUUCUUGUGGUCCGUGGGAACCGGUGGGGUUUUGUGCAUGUUGGAGUUUAUAACAAAGGGUUUGUGCAGGCAUCUUGUGAUACUUGGGAGAUGUUCAUUAGAGUUGGAUUGGAGCAACUCAUAGACUUGGAUCUCACAGGGGCAUUCUGUUUCCUUAGUGGUGUUGGAACAGGUGCAAUAUGUAGUCUGGUGAGUGGAAUUUGGAGUAUUGUAAUGCACAAGAGCUAUGCCACAGAAGUGUCCAUUUAUGCUUUCCUCAUUGGAUAUUUCAUGUGUCGAUUGGCUAUUGCAUGGGUACAAGCUUGUGUUUCAGCUUACUAUGUUGCCUACGCAGAAAAUCCACAGAGCACUCAGUUUGAUUCCACUAUUCCAAUACGCUUGGAGCAGCUUAAUAGAUCUCAAGCUUUGCAAAUAUUCAGAGCUAAUAAUUUGAGCUGAGUCUAAAUAAUGAAGGAACAGUAAUUCAAGUUAGCUUCAUUAUCCCCCGGGAUUUGGAAGGACAAUUUUUGCAUUGUAUAUAAUGAUUUAGUUUUUGAUGUAGUCUUGAAUUAUGUUAAAUCUUUAUAAUGCCGGUUCUCUAUUUUUGUACAUGAAUAUAGACAGCAACAUGCAAUGAACAGCUCCAUUUAGUUAGGACUGAUAGUCAUAGCUGAUAGUGUACAACUGAAACAACAAAACCAUAUGUUAUAUAUAUAUAUAUAUAAACCAUGACCACAA